AUGACCAAGUUACAAGGAAGAGAACUUUUUAAUGCCAUUGGUCAGCCAAAGAGAAUUGUUGCACCAAUGGUUGAUCAAUCAGAAUUAGCAUGGAGAAUUCUUUCAAGAAGAUAUGGUGCUACUUUAUGUUAUACACCAAUGUUUCAUGCUAAAUUGUUUGCCACUAGUGAAAAAUAUAGAAGAGAUAUGUGGUCUGAAUGGGAUGGUGAUGAAUCAAAAGAUAGACCUUUAGUUGUACAAUUUUGUGCAAAUGAUCCGGAUUAUUUAUUACAAGCUGCAAAACAUGUUGUUGGUAAAUGUGAUGCUGUUGAUUUAAACUUGGGUUGUCCACAAGGUAUUGCUAAAAAGGGGAACUAUGGUGCCUUUUUAAUGGAUCAUUGGGAUUUGGUUCAUAAAUUAAUUAAUAAAUUACAUACUGAAUUAGAUAUUCCAGUUACUGCUAAAAUAAGAGUUUUCGAAGAGAAGGAAAAAACUUUGGAGUAUGCUAAAAUGGUUCUAGAUGCAGGUGCACAAUUCUUAACAGUUCAUGGGCGUUUAAGAGAACAAAAGGGUCAAAAAACUGGUUUAGCUGAUUGGGAAAUAAUAAAAUACUUGAGAGAUAAUUUACCAAAAGAUACAGUUUUUUUUGCAAAUGGUAAUAUCUUAUAUCCUGAAGAUAUCACAAGAUGUUUAAAUCAAAUUGGAUGUGAUGCAGUCAUGAGUGCAGAAGGUAAUUUAUAUAACCCAGGUGUUUUCGUUGAAGAAGAUAAUAUUGAUAAACAAUUUCCAAGAGUUGAUAAACUUGUACGAGAAUAUUAUGAAAUUGUUAAAAAUUGCCCAGGUAAUGCAUCAAAAAUUGCAAUGAAAUCACAUUUUUUCAAAAUUUUAAGACCUUUCUUACCAAUUCAUACAGAUGUAAGAGAAUUAAUUGCUAAAUCUUCACCAAAACAUAAUUUUGAUGAUGUUGAAGAAAUUGUCAUUCAAGUGGAAAAAAUUGUUAAAGAAAUUAGCGAAAAGCCAGAUUUUGCAGAAUUAGAUAAAAUCACUACAGGUCCAGUAGAAUUAUGGGGUGGUGCUUACAAACAAAUUCCAUAUUGGCGUGCACAACCAUAUUUUAGACCAGUUAAUGGUGUAACUGGUGAUAAAAGAAUAACAGAAUCAUUGAAAAAACAAGAUGAAACCACUGAAGAAAUCGAUCAACAAAAGAGAAAAGCUGAAGAUGAGCUAGAAAAUAACGAUGUAAAGAAACCAACUAAUUAG
Molecule: messenger RNA, 1239 nt
Organism: Hansenula ciferrii
Lineage: Eukaryota; Fungi; Ascomycota; Saccharomycetes; Phaffomycetales; Wickerhamomycetaceae
Gene: DUS1
Product: tRNA dihydrouridine synthase
Exons: 1
Coding region: 1-1239 (412 amino acids)
Biological process (GO): tRNA processing
Molecular function (GO): flavin adenine dinucleotide binding; tRNA dihydrouridine synthase activity
Source: RefSeq, a predicted model, not a curated record